AUGCGUCGAUGGGGAAAGAGUGGAAGCUGCCGCUUGGUGGCAGCAGCGGGACGCUCUUUCUGGGACCCCUACGGCCACCAGCCCGAGUCGAUGUUUCUUGAUCGGAAGGAUUUGGAGCAGAUGUACCCCACCCGGAAGCCAAAGACGACAGGUGGUGAAUUUGGGUACGAGCGUGGGCCGUACUGGAACGCGAUGCUGGUGCCAAACCCUGCCGUGCGCCUCCCACAUGAGCGCCGUCGCCUAAACCCAAAACCAGCUAAGCGUGUUACAGUGUUCGGAGCCAGUGGUUUUCUUGGGGCGGAAAUUGUGCGCGAGUUUUGUGAGCAUCCCGACAUAGAGAAGGUUCGGGCCACAACUCGUUACCCCACGCUCAUUCCCGCCGGAUCUGAUCUUGACCUCCUGCUCCAGAAGUAUCCAGAGAAGAUUGAGCUGCACGAGUGUGACGUGACAGAUCGUAUUCAAGUGAAUGUCGCCUCCAACGGCAGUGAUACUCUGGUAUUUGCGGUGGAUUACCAUGCAGAGUACGCCAAUAAUAGUCACCAUGAUGUCUUUUUGACAGGGUCCACUAACGUAAGCUGGACGGCACGUAGCGUGCGCGCAGAACGAGUGAUAUUCUGCAAUGGCCUAGAUGCGACAUUUGCUUCGGAGUCGAACUACUGUGAUUUUCGAGCGCGGGCGGAGGAUGCGGUGGGUGCAAAUCAUCCAGAUGCGACAAUUAUUCGUUUUGGUCCACUUUAUGGAAAACGGUAUCGAUACCGUGGAUUGGGUCGCUACAUCUACCCUGCCUGUUUCCCAAACACUUUGGUGCAGCCAACGUGGGUUGUGGACGCAGCGCGUGCCGUCGUGCGUUGCUCCAUGGCCCAGCGAGCCGUACGUUAUAAGUUUGACUUGGGAGGCCCUCAAACACUUACGCAUGUUGAGGCAUUUCGCCAGAUUGCUGCCCACUUUGACUCGCGUAUAGUAAUUCCCUGUUACCGUGGUAUUGGCCGCUUUUUUGGAAAGCUGCUUCCGUGGGUAGUUCCAAACCCCUGGUUUGACGACAACUGGAUUGUCACAUACGAGCUGGACCAAGUAAACCGUCGUAGCACGCUUUUUGAUCGGCUUGCCUCCUGGGAGCGUAUCGCAUAUGAGCCCCAUAAUAUUUAUGAGGCUUCCGCGAUUGAACGCGGCGAAGUGGAACUUCCCCCUCUUCAUGAGUUAGAUGUGGCCUACAAGGCCCUUGAGGCGGCGGACAAGGCGGCCUUUGAAUUAGAGGAGGAAACUGCGAAAAAGUAUGGCAUUCACCGCGCCAAGGCCGAGCCGGGCUUUGGUCGCAGCGAUGGUUUAGAAGCGCUUGCGCAGGAAAUUUACCCCGGACAACAGUUCCGCAUCCGUCCAUUGGAGGGUGCAAAAUACCCAUCGACUGUGAAGAAUCCAGGGCCGGUGGCGAUUCACUAG
Trypanosoma conorhini is the source of this 1437-nucleotide messenger RNA. Its product is annotated as NADH dehydrogenase. Gene Ontology annotation, cellular component: mitochondrion. The record is from RefSeq and is a predicted model, not a curated record. Gene Ontology annotation, biological process: steroid biosynthetic process. NCBI's taxonomy places the organism in Eukaryota, Euglenozoa, Kinetoplastea, Trypanosomatida, Trypanosomatidae. Bases 1 to 1437 code for a protein of 478 amino acids. The transcript has a single exon. Gene Ontology annotation, molecular function: protein-containing complex binding; 3-beta-hydroxy-Delta5-steroid dehydrogenase (NAD+) activity.